Molecule: messenger RNA, 963 nt
Organism: Diceros bicornis minor
Lineage: Eukaryota; Metazoa; Chordata; Mammalia; Perissodactyla; Rhinocerotidae
Product: olfactory receptor 1J2-like
Exons: 1
Coding region: 19-963 (314 amino acids)
Biological process (GO): G protein-coupled receptor signaling pathway
Cellular component (GO): membrane
Molecular function (GO): olfactory receptor activity; G protein-coupled receptor activity
Source: RefSeq, a predicted model, not a curated record
AGCGUGUAAAAGCACAACAUGUGGCCUGACAACCGGAGCAGUGUGUCUGAAUUCCUCCUCCUGGGGUUUCCCAUCCUGCCAGAGCAGCAGGACGUGUUCUUUGCCCUGUUCCUGAGUAUGUACCUGACCACGGUGCUGGGGAACCUGCUCAUCAUCCUGCUCAUCAGCCUGGACUCUCACCUCCACACCCCCAUGUACUUUUUCCUCAGCCACCUGGCCUUCUCUGACAUCUCCUUUUCAUCGAUUACUGUCCCAAAGAUGCUGAUGAACAUGCAGACUCAAUGCCAUUCUAUCACAUAUGCAGGGUGCAUUUCACAGGUGUAUUUCUUUAUAUUCUUUGGUUGCCUUGACAGUUUUCUCCUAGCAGUGAUGGCAUAUGACAGGUAUGUGGCCAUCUGUCACCCUCUCCACUAUACCAUCAUCAUGAGAGAUGAGCUUUGUGUUAUCCUAGUGGCUGGGUCCUGGUUCUCCUCUUGUGCCCAAGCCCUGUUGCACACCCUUCUCGUGGACCAGUUGUCUUUCUGUGCAGGAACUGUCAUCCCCCACUUCUUUUGUGAUCUUUCUGUUGUACUCAAGUCCUCCUGCUCAGACACCUCCCUCAAUGAGCUGCUCAUCCUCACUGAAGGAGGACUGAUCUUCAGCCUGCCAUUGAGUGCUAUCUUGGGCUCAUAUAUCCGCAUGGCAGUCGUCAUCCUGAAGGUCCCCACCUUAGAAAGAAUCUCUAAAGCUUUGUCUACAUGUGUCUCCCACCUCUUUGUAGUGUUUUUAUACUAUGGGACAAUUGCAGGUGUUUACUAUUUCCCCUCAUCAGGCAGCUCCAAAGUCAAGGACAUAAUUGCUUCUUUGAUGUACAUGGUGGUCACCCCCAUGCUGAACCCCUUCAUCUACAGCCUGAGGAAUAAGGAUAUGAAAUGUGCUUUUCAGAAAAUUUUCAGGACCAAGGACACUCCUUGGUGUCAUUAA